This is a messenger RNA of Herpailurus yagouaroundi (jaguarundi), 954 nucleotides long. RefSeq names its product olfactory receptor 52D1-like. Gene Ontology annotation, biological process: G protein-coupled receptor signaling pathway. Gene Ontology annotation, molecular function: G protein-coupled receptor activity; olfactory receptor activity. Gene Ontology annotation, cellular component: plasma membrane. The transcript has a single exon. The coding region runs from base 7 to 954 and encodes 315 amino acids. The record is from RefSeq and is a predicted model, not a curated record. NCBI's taxonomy places the organism in Eukaryota, Metazoa, Chordata, Mammalia, Carnivora, Felidae.
AUCAUUAUGCUGUCCACAUCUGUCAUCAAUAACACUGAUCAUCCUUCCACAUUUAUUCUACUUGGAAUCCCUGGAAUGCAAGAUCAGCAUGUGUGGGCUGCCAUCCCCUUCUGCUCCAUGUAUAUCCUUGCUCUGGUUGGCAAUGGCACCAUCCUCUACAUCGUCAUGACAAAUAGAACUCUACAUGAGCCAAUGUACCUCUUCCUGUGCCUGCUUUCUAUCACUGACCUGGUUCUUUGUUCGACCACAUUGCCCAAAAUGUUAACAAUAUUUUGGUUUAGGUCCCACAUAAUUUCCUACCAUGGCUGCCUCACCCAGAUGUUUUUUGUUCACACUAUUUUUGCCACAGAGUCGGCUGUUCUACUGGCCAUGGCUUUUGACCGCUAUGUGGCUAUCUGCCAUCCACUUCAUUAUACAUCCAUCCUCAAUGCCACAGUGAUUGGGAAGAUUGGUCUGGCAUGUGUGGUCCGUGGCCUUCUCUUUGUUUUCCCCUUUGUCAUCCUCAUCAAACGUUUACCCUUCUGUGGACACCACAUCAUCCCCCACACUUACUGUGAGCACAUGGGCAUUGCCAAGCUCGCCUGUGCCAGCAUCAAGCCCAACACCAUUUAUGGACUCACUGUGGCACUUUCAGUCACUGGCAUGGAUGUGGUCCUCAUCACCACCUCCUACGGCUUGAUCCUGCGGGCAGUGCUGCGCCUGCCCUCCAAGGAUGCCCAAUUCCGAGCAUUUAGCACUUGUGGAGCCCAUAUUUGUGUGAUUCUGGUUUUCUAUGUACCUGCCUUCUUUUCAUUUUUCACCCACCGCUUUGGCCACCAAGUACCUCCUCAUGUCCACAUUGUACUUGCAAAUCUCUAUCUCCUCGUGCCCCCUGUUCUUAACCCCCUGGUCUAUGGCAUCAAUACCAAACAAAUCCGCCUAAGAAUAUUUGGAUUUUUUAUGGGAAGGAGGUAG